This is a messenger RNA of Cicer arietinum (chickpea), 807 nucleotides long. RefSeq names its product biogenesis of lysosome-related organelles complex 1 subunit 1. Lineage: Eukaryota; Viridiplantae; Streptophyta; Magnoliopsida; Fabales; Fabaceae. Gene Ontology annotation, biological process: endosomal transport. Gene Ontology annotation, cellular component: BLOC-1 complex. The record is from RefSeq and is a predicted model, not a curated record.
UCAUUAUCCGGAUUUGUUAGUUGUAUUAGAAGAUACAAAUUAAUCUCAAUUUUUAAUCCCCGAAGCACCGUGCAUCCGCCCCAAACAUAUGUACAAAAUCUCCUAAUCUUGGGGGCUAUUUUUGACCUUUAAACAAAUUGAAAUUGGAAGUGAAUGGAAGAACGCGAUGUUGUAACAAUGGACACAGAAUCAAAGCAAUUAGAAGCUUCAUUACAUAAUUUAAUUCAACUUCACAAUCACAACUCUCUCAUACUCACCCAUCAAACAGAAAAAGCGAAGAAAGAUGCAAUUAGAAAAGCGGAACGCGUUUCUGAUCUGUUGGUUGAAGCAGUGAAUGGUGGUGUGCAAGAUUCCUUCCUUAUUCAGAAGCGAAUUGAGCUUGAAAUUCGUGCUCUUGCUGUCACUAUUACUAGGUUCACCAAACAAACUGAUCAGUGGCUUAAUGCUACUCAUUCUCUCAAUACAGCUCUCAAGGAAAUCGGAGACUUUGAGAAUUGGAUGAAGACCAUGGAAUAUGAUUUUAAAAAUAUCAAUGCAGCUAUACAAAACAUUCACCAAGAUUGAUCUUGCAGGUUGCACCAUGUUUUCGUCCAAAUCAUCAUGAAAUUCUAAUCCCUUUUCAUUCAUUUUUCUAUAGUAGGCUUAAUUUUCAAUAUGAUGUAAAGUUUAAUUCGAUAACAGCUUGUUUCUCACCACAAUGAACUUAAAGAAGAAGCAACCUUGUAUCCUUUUCUCAAUGUAAAUUGUGUUUUCUUUCAUGAAUAUUUCAUUAUAAAAUAGAGAUGCUUUACCUGAGGUUGAUGAUAA